Messenger RNA from Scutellospora calospora, 142 nucleotides. The record is from the annotation of a GenBank genome assembly. Lineage: Eukaryota; Fungi; Glomeromycota; Glomeromycetes; Diversisporales; Gigasporaceae.
UUCAAGUACAUUACAAAAUGCAUUUUCUGAAUGGAAAUUUGGAAUGGUUUGUGAACUGCCACCUUAUUUCCAAGAUUUUCCCAAGUUCAGUUGUGAGGAAUUGUUAAAGCAUUUCUAUAAUGAUCUUAAGCUCCGUCAAAAA